This is a messenger RNA of Exophiala spinifera, 516 nucleotides long. RefSeq lists its product as uncharacterized. The record is from RefSeq and is a predicted model, not a curated record. The transcript has a single exon. Bases 1 to 516 code for a protein of 171 amino acids. NCBI's taxonomy places the organism in Eukaryota, Fungi, Ascomycota, Eurotiomycetes, Chaetothyriales, Herpotrichiellaceae. Gene Ontology annotation, molecular function: protein binding.
AUGACACUGCUAGAGAAGGUGGUGCGGAUUAAAGGGCAAUCACUAGCGGAGGAUCAUCCCUCUCGACUGGUGUCGCGGCACGCAUUGGCAAUCGCAUAUGAGGCGAAUGGACAGGUGAAGGAGGCAGUGACACUGCUGGAGGAGGUGGUGCGGAUUGAAGGGCAAACACUCACGGAGGAUGAUCCUAGUCGACUGGCAUCGCAGCAUGCAUUGGCAGAAGCGUAUUGGGAGAAUGGACAGGUAAAGGAGGCAGUGACAAUGCUGGAGGAGGUGGUUCAGAUUCGAGAGCAGACACUGGCCGAGGAUCAUCCUGACCGACUGGCAUCGCAGCACAAUCUAGCCAUCAUGUUGUGGAGUUUGGGCCAACAUUCUGCAGGUCUGCAGUUGAUGAGGCAUGUCGUGGACAUUCGUCAACGAGUGCUCGACCCCAAUCAUCCCCGUCGCAAGGUGUCUGAGGGAUGGUUGCAACGCUUCGAAGACGAAAGUUCUGAAUCUGGGGAAGUUGCUGUUGAAUAG